GUUGGAACUGCCCCAACCCAAGCGCAAUCGCAACCCAGCACGCCCAAGCGCAACCGGGGUUGGGGCGGAGGGCUGUCGGCGCCGAUUUCGGUUCUUUUUUUGUCAGGUUUUGAUAUUGUUGUUGUUGCAACCGCCCGAACCCAAGCGCUCAAUCACGGGAGCCCGCUCAUCCAAGGUUUGCUGCGGCCGGAAUCGCCGGCGUCGAGAUGCCCGGCGGCGAGGGCAAGGAUCCAGGGUCGCCACGCGCAGAGGAGCAGGAUGUUAAAGGAGAUGAUGAAGAGAAUAAGGGACGCAUCGAUCAACCCGAGGGCCCAACAGUUGAUAAAGAGAAGAAUGACACAACUGCAAGUCAAACCUUCAAGAUUGACGAAGAUACAGUGGAUGUCGAAAGCGAACAGUACCAUGGGAAUGAUGACCUAACUGAAACCGAUGUGUCCAACGACCUACUUUAUGCUGGAGUAAAAAAUUUGAUUGUGAAGAGCUUUAAAAGGAAGCAAAGACGGACCAUUGUACGAAAGGGGAGCAAAAAGAGACCAAGACUAACUGAAGCGACUUCACAUGAUGAUUUUGGCGAUGCAGUAUGUAAAGCAUAUACUAGGUGCAGCAUACCAUAUUUCUCCGAGGUCGCGAAUAGCAUUUGCAAGAGCAAGAACAAAGUGGACUUAAUCAGGUCUACUGGUUUUGGUUACAUGCUGGAGUUAGAUGAUUGUCUUGUGCCUAGGCCAUUUUCUCAGUGGAUAGCAGACAAGGUCAUUGUUGACGAUGAAGCAAUUUUCAUCAACAAGAAGCGCAUACCACUGAAUGCACUGGGUGUCCUGCAUGUUUUUGGCAUUCCGGCAGGGGACAUCAACAUUAGCAUGGUCGACGAUGCAGGGAAGUCAGAGUUCCUUGCAUUUUUCGGGCUCACAGAAGUGCCCACAAUAAAGUUUUUUGGCAACAAGAUUAUUGAACGAGAAGAGUUGUCUGACGAACAGCUCAUUCGUUGUUUCCUGAUUGUUGCCCUGUCAACCGUGUUGUGCCCAACUUCAAACACUAAACCAAGCACCAAGUAUAUGGGAUCACUAAUAGAUGUCAGUAAAAUCAGAAACCUAAAUUGGUGCAAGUUCACUCACAUGUGGCUGUUGCAAGCUAUUAGGAAGUAUCAAAAAGAGAAGACGAAGCAAAACCGCUUGACAUUGACACUAGGAGGCUGCAUAUACCAACUAGCGGUCCGCUUCCUUGACUUCACAGACUUUGGAGCAAUACAAGUACCAUCAAUCAUGCCAAGGAUAUGUCUAUGGAAAGGCAGUCUUGUCAAAAAUUUCAGUGAUAUGCUCAUAGACCAAAAUGGCAUGUACAGACCAAGUAAAAUAAAAGAUGAAUCUGAAACAUGCUAUGCUCAAGAGUCAUUUAGUUGGGCCAGCACAACGAAGAACUCAAACUUAAGGGCUGCUAUUGACAGAACAGCGGGGAAUUCUCUUCCCGAGGAGGUGAAAGAAGAGAUAUACACAUCAUUCCAGUUUUACAUGAAAGAUGAAAACGUAAGCACUUGCAUGAAAGCAAAGAAUUUGCUUUUAAAGACCCUGGAAUUAGUGACAUCAAGAAAUGGCAAUUCAGAGAAAACUUUGAAACUUGAGUCAUCCGAGAAGAGCCAUAAUACAGUGAGCAACCAACACUGGUCAGGAUCUACUGUAAAAGUAAACUCAGAUGGAGAUUAUGAAGAAGAUGACGGAACGACGACUCUACUUCGAAGGACUAAGAGGGUGAAACAAAUCAGUGAACAAUCACCUGCUUCAAUUGAAACUGAAAGAAUGAGCCAUGAGCAAGAAGUAUUCCAAGGAAAGAGUGAUGAAGGGGUUGAUGUUAUUGGGAGCUCAAAGUUAGAAGAUGCAUAUAAUCAAAUGGGCAAGGGUAAUGAAGAAUUUCAAGAACACAACAACAAAGAGACAAUAAACACACAAGAAGAAAUUCAAGAUCAAGUGAACACAAGCAAAUAUGAUACAGAGGCAGUGAAAGCACCCCAAGAAGUCAGCAUCGAAGAUGGACUAGGAAGAGAAAACAAGGUUACAGUGCAGGACAAGGUGCUAGAAGCGAAGAUCAAUGAAACAAGAGCAGCGAGCACGACAAGUUUUGAGUACUUACUUCUACCAGACAACACUGCUUUGUUACCUCAAAUUCAGAGCAAAGAAGCUGGGAAAGGAAAUGCAUCAAGUUUUUCCGGUUUCAUGAGCCAAAAGACAUCCAGUAAUGAACAUAUCUCCCAACAAAAAGACGACACCAACGUGAUCAACCAGCAACAGAAAGGGUCCUGCAGCAAAAUAGAUUUCGACAUAAAUGUCACAUUAGCUGCAGAUGAGGAUGACGCAAAUGACCAUGAAGCAAAUAAGCAUGUCAUAGAUAAUCCUAUAGGAAACGAAGACGAAUCCUGAAUUGAUUACUUGGAUAAAGCAAGGCAAAAGUACUUUUUCUAUGAUGAUGACACGCCAACUUGUCGUAUACUCGAAGAUAUGGAUGACUGAGGGAAUGAAAUAACUGAGCCUGAGCUAUGGCGUCCUGUGCACAUGACAACAAAGGAAUAUAACGAAAAAAUUGAGAAUGCAAAGAAAAUCAUUGUUCACCAGACAUUGAAAGAAAAGGAAUCAGGCAACUACCAUCAAGAGCAAGAGAUCAAGAGCUGCGAGUUUUCUGUACAUUGCGCGCAACAGCAACAAAGUGUUGGACAAAGAUGCACUUCACCAGACGGAGGAAUAAUUGACCUGACAUCACCAAACACAAGCAUUCGAAAUGAGUGGAACGAGCCGCAUACAUGCUAUUCUCCUAGGAAUAGGAACACAACUUACAAGACAACGACUACCAGACCCCCACGCACCAAACAUUUUUUCUCAGAAGCCACAAUGACAGGGAGAAUUCUGUUCCCAGAAAGAGCUAACAUUGAAUGCAAUUUAGAUGGGACAGAGGAUAACCCUAUAACGUUCUUGGAUCAUAACAGUGCAUCACCAGAGGUCCAAAUCCUCAGUCAAAGUCCUUUCAAAUAGUCCUGCAGUAACUUAGUUGAUAGAUCAGAUGAGCACUAUAACACCAGACUCUUCUUAGGGAGUACAAGCAGCUCUAGGGGCAAAGAAAAUAUACCACCUAAAAGGGUAGUACAACCAAGCAAAUUUUUGUGCUCGCCUUAUGACCAAGACAGGGGGCCCAUCAUGGAAUACGAACUUCAUCUAUAUCACAACAUCUUACUCCUAAGCGAGAAUAAUUACUACAAAGGGGACUACUGGGCAAUUGAGAUUGAUAAAUG
This is a messenger RNA of Triticum urartu, 3271 nucleotides long. The record is from RefSeq and is a predicted model, not a curated record. Lineage: Eukaryota; Viridiplantae; Streptophyta; Magnoliopsida; Poales; Poaceae.